This is a messenger RNA of Macrosiphum euphorbiae (potato aphid), 243 nucleotides long. The record is from the annotation of a GenBank genome assembly. NCBI's taxonomy places the organism in Eukaryota, Metazoa, Arthropoda, Insecta, Hemiptera, Aphididae.
AUGGAGGGCACGAAAAAAUUAGGUAAUCAUCAAUGCACCGAGCAAAGACGCGCCAAAGGUUGUAUAGGCCGUCAACUUCGAUCAGUAAAACGCUGUGCAAGUAUCGAACUUUGCUUCGUUCACGACCAAAUGCGCUACGCCUUUAAUGUUCAUCAUCAACAACGAAUUGUAUUUGGCCAAGAAAACUGUCUGUUAUUGACGACGGUUUGCCCCAUGAGACCUACUCCCAGCACAUCCUGGUGA